Pyricularia grisea is the source of this 594-nucleotide messenger RNA. RefSeq lists its product as uncharacterized. The transcript is spliced from 4 exons. Lineage: Eukaryota; Fungi; Ascomycota; Sordariomycetes; Magnaporthales; Pyriculariaceae. Gene Ontology annotation, molecular function: metalloendopeptidase activity. The coding region runs from base 1 to 594 and encodes 197 amino acids. The record is from RefSeq and is a predicted model, not a curated record.
AUGAAUUAUAAAUACAUUUACGCUGUUAUGAGCGUUGCAAUCGCAGCCUCUGCCACUGCUACUGUUUUAACGGCUUCACACCAAGGAGAGCCUUCUACGAAGGCCAAUCCUUCCACUUUUAAAACUGCCGUAAAAAUGGCCGACGCAGCGUAUCACGCUGUGAUAAACCAGCCUGCGUUCAGAUACAGAUACUUUAAAACUAAUAGCGAAGAGGAUAUCGACAUGCUUCGAAACGUCUUCUCCAAAAUCGAAAACGCAUGCGAUAUUACCCAAACGAACGUUGUUUUCCGCUGCGAUCCUCCGGGAGGCGAAUGUGUAACUUCAGCUGCUCAUGUUCCCGUUUUCCCCCGCGACGACUCCAAUAACAAAAUAUAUAUAUGCCCAAAUUUCUUUGAUAAGUGGGGGUUAAAUGAUGGGGACAGAGCUCGGAUACUUGUUCACGAAAGUUCGCAUGUUCCAUAUAUUAGAGGGACGGCCGAUUACAACAAGUAUGGACUCUGGGAGUCACUGCAGCUUCCGAGAGAUGUCAGCCUUUGGCAUGCUGAUUCAUAUGCCUGGUUUGCCGUUGCAGCUCGAAAUGGGGACUUUGAUUAG